Molecule: messenger RNA, 3967 nt
Organism: Vespa velutina
Lineage: Eukaryota; Metazoa; Arthropoda; Insecta; Hymenoptera; Vespidae
Gene: yellow-g
Product: major royal jelly protein 1
Exons: 3
Coding region: 1705-2841 (378 amino acids)
Cellular component (GO): extracellular region
Source: RefSeq, a predicted model, not a curated record
AUUGCAUGAUUUGUUGCAUGUUUUUUGCUACAAUUUACAUAUAAAAACAUUCACAACACUUGUUGUGCUAUCGUGAAAGAUAGAAAUGUUGUAGCAAUAGAAAGAUAAAUUAUCAGAACUUACCUUGCCUGUUUUCAUGUUGAUUGCAAUAACUUUUGGCGGGGAUAUACGUACAGAUUCCUCCAACGUAUGGAUUACUCCCGUAUCCAAGACCCAAAGAAUAUCUUGGGGAUCCAAGAAAAGAUCUACGACAUUUUGCAAUGCUUUCAAAGUACCUUCCUCUUGAACGGACCAACACGGAAAAGCAUAAAGAUUAGCUUGACAGUUUUUGUCCUUAAGAGAGACUCUAGCCAAAGUCGCUGGGACACCAGGUUUAAAUCUUUAACAAAGAUCAAUCAAAUAUUUCAUUAAUACUUUAGAAACAUAAAAAUAUAAAAUGUUAAACAUUUUUUUAUAUUUUACCUUGGUAGAGCUAAAAUAGCAUCAUCCAUGAAAAUUGCAGCUCUCGUUGCGAUCACGUUCUUUGAGAUGUAGCGACCACUAUUUUUGAACAUACUCUUCGUAGUUGUACAAGGCCAUUCAAAUGAUCCACCAACCCACUGAACAUUAUGAUUAUCGAAUUGUUCUACAUCGUUUGCGGUGGCAAAUAUAAUAAAGAUUGAAAGCGGCACCGUAAAUUUGAAUAACAUAAUUAUUUAAUUUUAUUACGAACUCUUCAAAACUCUCUCUCUCACUCUCUUUCUCUCUCUCUCUCUCUCUCUCUCUCUCUCUCUCUCUCCCUUUGUCUCUCUCUUUCUCUCUCUUCUCUCUUUUUCUCUUUUUCUCUUUUUCUCUUCCUUUUCGACUAAACUGAGUGAUGAUGAACUGAGAGAUAUUCAGGGUUAUGCCAUUUAUAUACUUCGUUGAUUGACAAUAAUGCUGACAUUGUGAAAUUAUUCGUUUUUAAGAAAUGUUUGUUGUCCAUUUGUUCUUGUACACCGGAAUCAAACCGAUUUUGGAUUUGACUAAUUAUAAAAAUUGUAUUUUUCAUCAUCAACGAUUUUACAUAAUCAAAAUUAAUGAAAAAAAUAGAUGAACAAAUAAUAAUAAUCAGAAGAAGUGAAUAAUGUACUAGAAUCUCCUCUUUUUUUACCUACAUCGAUUAUAACUUCCUGAUAUGUUCUUACUUCCGUAUUGUACGGAAAAAGCAAAGAAUUAGCAAUAUGUUGAAUUUUAAAAAAUUUAUACAAAUAUUAAAUAUUUAUUUAUAAAAUUAAUAUUUCCUUUUCUUUCCUAAUUUCCUUUCAAGAACUUCCUGAAUCCUUGACAUCACUUACGUUACUCGUUAAAAAUAUUUUGAUGAAAUUAUAACAUUCAUCAUUAACAUCUGCAAAUAUCAAAUAAUACGAAUGUUGCAAGAUAUAUGUCGAAAUAAUAAGAGAAAAGAAAAAAAUACGAUGUUUAUGCUACUACAUCACAUAUAUAUAUAUCAACGACACGACGGAUAUUACAUUCGUAUAUUUGUAAGACGUCGUGAAUAUUUAUAAAGGAUAAAAUUCUUAAGUAAAAAUUUAUAAGUUAUCAUUCGUAUUAAGUAUCAUUCAUCAAUUUGUGGAGAAUAAGAACAAUAGAAAUUUUGUUUUGAGAGAGAGAGAGAGAGAGAGAGAGAGAAAGAGAGAGAGAUCAAGGAAGUAUUUUUAUUAUAUAUCCAAGACAAAAAUCAAGAUGAAGAGGCUCCUAAGGAGCAUAGUCUGUCUGACGAUAAUAGCAGUAAGCUUUUCAACGGGAAUUGUCGACAAACAAUUGUUACCAGAAUUAUCAUUUACUCUCAAUGGACACAGUCUUGAGUGGCCUUGUCAGAGCACAAAGAACAUUUAUGAGACAAGUGGUCGUUACGUGGCUAGAAAUGUAAUAUCAACAAGGAUGCAAAUUUACAAGGACGAUGCGAUCCUAGCUCUACCACGUUACAAACCUGGUGUACCGUUUACCUUGGGUGCUGUAUCAUUGAAAAGUAAAACCUGCUCACCAAUGAUCCUGCCGUUUCCUUGUUGGGCAAUACAAGAAGAAGGUAAUUGUGAAGCUCUGCAAAGUGUCAUUGAUAUUGUACUCGACAUUCAAGAUAUUCUUUGGGUUCUUGAUACUGGUAUCGUUAACACGAUGACUCAACCAGUUAGAAGAUGUCCUGCUAAAGUAGUUGGAAUUAAUGUUAAAACUGGCAAGGUAGUUAAAAUCAUUGACUUAAGUCAAUUUGUACUUCCAUUAUCCCAUCUGCAAUAUAUGCUCGUUGACUAUGCAGAAGAUGGCCAAGUUUAUAUAUAUAUUUCUGAUGCAAUAAACAAAGCUAUCAUCAUUUAUAACGUCACAGCAGAUCGUGGAAACAGAGUGGUUCUACCAAAUACUGUGUCUGCCGGUUUGGAUAAGCCCGACGUAUUGUACAUGGUUCUUGUUCGAAAAUCUGAUGGUACAUCCGUCGUAUACUUCACGUACCUAGGAUCUAACAGACUUUUCGGUAUUAGAGCCGCUAAUUUGAGAAGUGGUGAUCUAAAUGGAUCAAUCGAAGAAGUUGGUCUAAAACAUCAGAAAAUUGUUUUACUUGGUAGCGAUAAUGGACCGGCCAUUUUCUUCCGAAACAAAGGUGAAUCCGAUAUUUAUAUGUGGAAUACGGAAACACCGUUCAUACAAGAUAACUUCCUUUUAGUACAAAAAGAAGGUGAUUGUCGAUUAUCGACACAAGUUGUACCUGGCUCCAAAAGACUCAUGUGGACCAUUGAGAGUAACUUUCAGGAUUAUAUAUUGAACACAGUGAGCUGUGCAGGUGCUACAGUUUCUAUUCAUCCUUUAAUGAACUCCUGUGAAGAAUAAAUGGAUUGACCGGACAAUAAAAAGAACUACAAUAUACGAUUAUCGAUCAAAUAAAUCGUAGUUUCAACACAAAGAACAUCGUAUGCUUUCAAAGAAAAGCUAAUCGUCAUCAUAAUUUUCCUGUUUAGGAAAAAAAUAAUAAUUUAUGUACAAAUAAAACUUAUGUGCUAUAUAAUUUUCUGAAAUUUUUAUAUAGAAAUGUAACCUGAUUUAUUAUAUAAUAUAAAGGUAUAAUAAGAUCUAAUUUCAGGAUAUAAAUAAUUUAAUACGUAAUUAUAAUCGAUGAAAAGUAGAAGUAGAAGUAGAUGGAGUAGAAGAAGUAAAAGGAAUAGAAGUAAAAGUAGAAUAUAUGUUACGAAAGGAAUGCUAUAAAAAAAGUAAUGUUAAUUGAUUUAUUCAACCAAUUUUUUUUUUCUUUUUUUUAUAAAACUAAUCAAGUAAUAAGUAUGUUGUGAUAGUUAAUUCCUUUAAAUUAUUUUUCUCUAUUUAUACUUCACAUUUAUAUUUCUGGCGGGCGGACAGAGGAAUAUAAGUCAAAUGUUUAUAUAAUUUCUCAUUUUUUCCCACUUUUUUAACUGAAAUUAUAAUAAUAUAUGAAAAAUGAAAACUGAAAAAUUUUAUUUAAUAUAAAUCAUUAUUUCCGAAAACAAAAAAAAAGAAAAAUACUUGUGAAUUAAGUGUAAUGCAUAUUUUGUAAGUCCAAUAAAAUGAGACAUAUGUUAUCAAUUUUCACAUCCGAGAUCUAACACUUGAUCUUGCAUUGCACUUUAAAUAUUAUAAUAUUUGCUUUCCCGAUAAAAUAAUAAUUCGUAUUUACGCACUUCUGUCCGUCGACCAGAAAUAGAUAUCUACCUUUUUUCUUUUUUUCAUAUAGAUUUCAUAUUGAUCGAUGUGGAUCGAUAUAAAUCAAAUAUCGAUAUAUAUGUAUCGAACGUUGAUGUUACAAAUCGAAAUAUUGUAUUCUUAUCGGUUAGAAUGCAUUUUUGUAAGCUUAUUCAUCGUCCAAGUAUGGUUACAGGAGUAUGGUACGUUCGUUACAAAAUUUGUUGAUAACCAUAAAUCUAAAGUAAAAGUGAAAAGUAAGUUGUUGAACAAAUUCUAACCUUAAUUAAUAAUAUUCUUACAA